This is a messenger RNA of Tetrahymena thermophila SB210, 5145 nucleotides long. RefSeq names its product MFS transporter, putative. Gene Ontology annotation, cellular component: membrane. NCBI's taxonomy places the organism in Eukaryota, Ciliophora, Oligohymenophorea, Hymenostomatida, Tetrahymenidae. The transcript is spliced from 8 exons. The record is from RefSeq and is a predicted model, not a curated record. Gene Ontology annotation, molecular function: calcium ion binding; protein binding.
AUGCUUUUUAUUUUUUAAUUUCUACUUAUCAUAAUCUCUUAGUUUAUAAAUGGUAUAACAUCAUAAUUUGUUUUACAUCCUAAUCCAGUCUCUUAAAUCGAUUUGAAAAAUGUAACUCAGUCUGUAGGUAUUACAAAUUGCAUUUCAGAAGAUGAAUAAUAUGCUUUUGUAGCUUCAACAUACGCAGGUAUACAUGUAAUAGACCUUUCUAAUAUUUAUAUACCAAAAGUCAUUUCUGUAGCAUAAUCUUCUUAUGCGUAAGCUUGUGCUGAAAGGAAUAACUAUUUAUUUGUAGCAGAUUAACAAGAAGGCUUAAUAAUACAUAAUAUAACAGAUAAAUAAAAUCCAAAAAGAAUAGCUACUGCUUCUUACACUGAAAAUGGCUUUAAGGCAUCAUAUUAAUUUGUACUACUUUCACCUGAUUUCUAAUUUGUUUUUGCCUUAUCUUAUGGAUUUGUCUUUACCUUUUAAAUAACUGAUAUAACAAAACCAAGAUUGCUACCUUUCCCUCUAGAUUUUACAUUUGCUCCUAAUUGUUAUACUCUUAGAUUCGAUAAAAGUAAAAGAUUCAUAGCUAUUGCAAAUCAUAUCUCAGGAGUAACAGUGCUUGAUAUUAGUAAUAUUUAGAAAUAAUACAUUAGAGCAAGUUCAAAUCCUAAGUUUGUUAUUUGGGAUGUGGCAUUUACUCCAGAUUCUAAGGCAUUUUAUGCUUUAGAUGCUUAUAAUGGGCUCUAUUAUGCUGACCCUUCUGUUCUUUAUGAUAAUUCAUAAUAAGGAAAAGUUAGUUUAAACUAUGAUUUAGUUUUGCAAAAUACAGAUUCACUAGUUUUAAGUAUGAUAAUAACAGAUGAUGGAUCUCAUAUGCUUAUAGGCCAUCGUAGCACAGGAAUAAAAGUCUAUUAAUUAAAUAGCUAAAAUUAUAAGAAAUUAAAUUUUAUUGAAAGCUUAGAUGCAUCAUACAUGGUUAUUACCAUAAAUUUAUCUAAAAAUAAUGCCAAGUACAUUUAUGUUACAAAUGGAAUUUCUCUAAUCAUUUUUUAACAAGUUACUCCAAACAUUAAUUAAGACUAUCCCAAUAUGCUCAACACGUUUUAGUCUUCCCUUACUUUUAUUGAUAGCAAUGUAAAUAGGUUUGGUAUAUUUUGUACAAAUAGCGAAGUUAUCGUUGCCACUGCUGGGAGUAGCUUAAAUAUUUAUGAUACAACUAAUCCUUAUUAGCCUUCCCUAUUAAAAAGUGUUUCUUAAUAAGCAAGUAAUUUCGAUAAUUUUUCAAUUGCCAUAGCUACACCUGAUUUUAAUACAUUAAUUAUUGCUUCUUCAUAAUCUGGGGUUCUCACUUUUAAUAUCAAAGAUAAGUCAAAACCUAUUUUUUAAAACCAAUACUAAUUUUCCUAUAAAGGAUAACUAAUGACUUAAGCAACUAGUGCUAAAAUUAGCAAAGAUGGGAAAAAAAUAAUUGUUGGAAAUAGCUUUUUUGGAGUUUUAAUAUUCGCAUUUAUCAAUUCUACUGAUUUGAGCUAAUUACAACUCAUAAGUGUUUUUCCUAACGACAUAGCUUGUGGUUAUGAACGUUGUGAUUCAACAUCUGACGGAAUAAAAUUUGUAUGUGCUUGCCGUGAAAUCGGUACAAUCUUUUUUUAACUUUAGAAUCCUGGCGAACCACCUCUCAGAAAGAAUUAAUUUUUAGAGCUUGCUGUUGAAUAAGCUUUGAUUUCUUAAAAUGAUAAGUUACUCUUUCUAGCUAAUGGAUAUUAAGGUUUAAUAAUUGUAGAUAUUUCUGAUUUUUUUAAUCCUAAAAAGUUAAGCUAGUUAGUUCUAUAAGGGUGGGCUCAAGCAAUUACACUUAUUUUCAAUGAAAACUAUAUAGUGGUCUCUUAAGUUGAAAAAGGAUAACUCAGCUUGAUUAAUAUUUAAGAUCCUUCUAAUCCUUAUGAAUAAUAGCGUGUAUAAUUUAAGGGCGAGAGUUCUACAAAUUCAUGUAUAAAUGCUGCUAAUCAUGAUGAUUUAUACUUCAUAGGUAAUUUUGGUUUAAGAUACUUGCCAAUAAAACCAAAAAUUACAGUUCACACAUAAUUUGAAGUAGCUGUUUACAACUAAAAUGGAGGCUUUCUUUAUUAUCAAACUUUAGAGUAAGGUUAACAACUAUUAGUGGGCUAAACUAUAAGGAUAACUUUUGUCUAACUUUAUAACGAAUAAAAUGCAAUUAUAAGCCAGGUCUACUAUUAUCGCUAUUUUGAAAAACAAGUUCUCCCCCCUUGGAUUACAUUUUUAACUACCCAAUAACAAAUAAACCUUAACGUAGAUAAGCUUGGUACUUACAAUGACUUUUCAAAAGAAAAUAAAGGAGAAAACAUUUUAGUCUUAGAAAUUUAAGUUUAAAUAACACCAAAUUAAUUGAUAAAUAACUCAUUGAAAAUUGAUUUAAAUUUAUCAAACUAUUUAAUUAGCUUGCUCUAACAAAAUGGUUAUUUAGACUAAAACAGCUAUUUAACAGAUAAAUUCAACCCAUAUGUAACAUUUGAUUUAAAUUUCUAUGAUGGAAACAUAUAUAAGCCAAGUGAUUAUUCAUCUGUUUAUGAUAAAAUUUAAUCAUUUAUUAAAUAAACUUUAACAUUCUCUAAAAUUGAUUACCCAAUAAGAUUCUUUAUAGUCAGCUCUCUUAAAUUUAACUAUUAAAAAAUUAUUAACAAUUCUGCAGAUAUCAUUCAAACUCCUUCAUAGUAAGUGAGCAUCUUUAUUUAAAUUACAAAAAAUGGGAAAUUUGUUAAAAGGAUUUUCGAAGGUGUUUUAGCUUCUUUUUCAGAUGAUUUAACAAGUGUUAAAAUAUCUGGAUAAACUUCGUUUGUAAAUGCUAUAAUAAAAAACAGCAUACAAAUAGCAAAUUACACGGCAGAUCUUUCUCAAGUUAGCAUAACAUUUAUUCUCUCUGAUGCAAAUAACUAUGAUUAAACAAUUAAUACCUCAUUAGAUUAGAUAGGUUUCAUUAACAUACAUAAGCCUGUUUACUAAGAUAAAAAUCUUUCUUUAUAAUCUUAGUUCAACAGAUACUACACAAAUAACUAUUUACCUAUUGAAGAUCGCUUCUAAUUUUCUUUUGAUUUAAAUACAUUUAAAUAAGAUGAAGGCUUAUAAUUGACAUACACUGCAUAUAUUUUAAAUGGUUCAAAACCUCCUACUUAAAUUCUGACAGGCUCAUGGAUAGAAUUUAGCAAUGUUAACUUAGCGUUCAGUGGAAUAAGGUCAGCAAGUGCCUUUAUGGAUACAACACGGGUAAGGAUAAUAGCAGAUGAUGGAUAUUCUCAAGUUUAAGAUGAUUUUUAUAUGACAUUUGGGUCAGUUCCUUUUUUAUACGCUCUUUAAAUCAUAAUAUAAAUAGGAGGACCAAUUUUGGGUAUAAUUGGUUUAUGGAAGUAUCGCUACGAAAUUCACUUAUUUUUGCUUGAAAGAAAAAACAUGUAUCAAAAUGAAGUUGCAGUAGUAGGUUAGAUGUAUAAAAAAUAAAUUAUAAUUUAUGGUAAUGUUUAGCAAGAUGGAUUAACAUUGUGGAAUAUGUUAAAAAAAUAAAAUAAAAAAUUGAAGGAAAAUCUAGUUUAAGAGUAUAAAUAGAAUAAUACUAUAGAUAUUUAUGAGAUUAUUACUUAAUUAGAAAAAAUAUAUUAUAAAAAUUAAAUCAAAUUUCCUUAUAUUGAUCCAAGAGAGUUUGAUUUUGAUGAUAGCAGAAUGGUUAGGACAAUCAAGCGUAUAGCUUAUUAAUGCGUUUUAGAAAAAAAUCCAAAUACAAAUAAAGCUUAUGAAAAACUAAAAAAGUAUUCCCUCAAAAAUUUUGGAAGAAAAGAUUGGUAUAAAUUUUAUCUGGAGUUGUAUCCUUUAAUGGAUAUAAAUUAAGUAUUAGGAAGAGAUCAAAGGGUUUUAGAUUAACCAGAUAAAGAUAUUUUCUAAGAAUUUUAAAAGAAUACUAACAAUGAAUUAUUAAAUUCUAAUUAAGUUAGAUUAAGAGAAGUUAAAUUAAUUAGUAAUUAAAAAGCUGAUUCUCAGCUAUAAAAUGAUAUUUUAAAUUUAAAUUCGCCUCUAGAACUUUAAGAAUUAACUGAAAGGUAAAAAUUAGCUAAAUGUUCUCUAGUAGAAAAUUAACAGAUGAAUAUCACUUCAGAGAAUUAAAUUCUAAAAGAAAAAAUUCUUAAUAAUGAGUAAAAGUAAUAAAAAGCUUAUGUAAACUUGAAUCCAUUUCCAGAAAUUCAUAUCAAAUAAGAUUUAAUUUAAGAAACAUUAAAAUAAAUGAAUUUUAAUUUAGCCUUUGAUUUUAAUUUACUUGCAGAAAUUAUGGCAUUAGAUGCAUCUGGAGCUCUUAUUACUUAGCCUAGCAAAUUGAAUCCAUCCUAUGGUGAAAGCAUCCAUUGUUUGCCAUAUUAACUACUUAAUUUAUAAGCUUUCCGUAACAACAGCAAGGAAUAAGGAUGUAUUUAAAAAUUUUUAAACUUUUUUAAUAUGAGCUACACUUCUCUUGGAUUUGUAAUGAAUAACCCUCUACCAAAGUGGUUAAAAUUUUAGAUCAUAGAUGGUGUAAUUAAUAUGUGGGGAAUUCCAUAACCAAAUGAUGAAGCAGAAAUUCUUAUUAGAAUCAUAAAUGAUACAGGUUUUGCUAUUUACAGUUUUCAUAUCAUUAUAUAGGAUUAGCUAGGAAACGACAUGAGAAAUAAACAACUCCUCCGUAAAUAUACUAUGCAGUACAAUCCUACGUCCAGAAAAAAAACAGGUCAUGGUAAAUUACUUCAUUAGUCUAUCAACAAUAUUGGCAGUUAACAGUUCAUUCCAGCUGCAGGCAGUAAAUUGCCAUCUUAGGAAUCACCAUAGCUAAAGGGAUAAACUUUAAGAAAUAUACCAAUGAAAAGUCAAUUUUGCUUAGGCUCAAAUCAGAAUAUUAACCAUAAUUUCCUUUCAGAAGAACAAGUUAAUGAAUAAAAUAGUGACUAAAAUGAGAAAAAUUCCUAAAAUAUAAAUAUUACAUUAAAAAAAGAUGGCGAAAAAGAGAAAUAAGUAUCCAAUUAAGAAACCUCAAUAAUCGUAGAAAUAGAAGAAAAUAUGAGUGAAAAAAAUGAUAAAAUAGAAUAAGUUAAGUGUCAAACAUUUUAGAACAAGUCUAAAUGA